GUUCAGGCAAGAAAAACCCGUUGGUCCGUGUUUACAUUGCACAGCACUAGCGCCGCAUUGGCCGUGAGACGAAAGCAAAAAUAAUAAUAUGCAAAUGAAAUCAAAGGUCACAUGACGAAAACGCGAUCGAUGGUGUCUUGUUUACAUUUUUUGACCAAUAGCUAGCCACGUAGCCCCACUACGGGACGAUUUUGAUUUUUGAAUCAAUCGACACAUCAAUUCUACUCCUUCUAGGUUCGAACUGUUAUUUGGAAUUUCGAUUUUACACUUGCCGACAACUAUAAUUUUUGUGCGGAAAAUACGAAGAAACAUUGUUGCUCAAUGGCAAACCAUGUGACAGUGCGGCCCCGCAUGUCAUAAUUUCUUCAUUGCUAACCUAAAAUAUAAUUCCCUCGUUUUCUUGAACGUGGUUAAUUGCACUUCGUGGUCUACUUCGUAUCAAAUAUCAACAGAGCAAUUGCAUUACUCAAAUUUGAAAUUAACCUUUUACCCAGGGCCUAAUUAUUGGAAUAAAAUACCUAUAGUAAGGUACUAAUAAAGCUAUAAGCUAUUUAAGAUAAUCAAAGAUAUUGGGAGAUCAGUAGAUACACGUAAAUUAUACUAACUUGAUUGUAAGUUACAUGUUCGAUUAUACAUAGAUUAAAUAAUAGUGUAUUUAAUCUAUGGUUUAUAGUAAAUAAAUAAUAAUAAUAAUAAAUAUUAAUUAAAAAUACUUACAAAAAGUACCUGUUGAAAUUGUGGGAAAUUAAAAGUUUUUAUUUGUCAAAAUGGAUAUUGAUGACAAGGGUUACAUAGUAACUCACGACUCAAUCAAAGGAAAAUGCCUUGUUGCUACCAAACAUUUUAAAACAGAUGAUUUAAUUUUAGAAGAAGAACCAUUUGUUUCUUGUCAAUUUUCUUGGAAUAGUUUAUAUGGUUAUCGUGCUUGCAAUCAUUGUCUUUGCCCUUUAGAAACUGUCACAGAAAAUGUAAUCAGAUUGACCAAUGCAGCAAUAUUGGAAGUUCCGUUUGAAGAAUAUUGUACCGUAAAGGAUAAAAUACAAAACUUUGUUCAAUGUGAAUCUUGUAAGGUUUGGUACUGUAGUGCCAGGUGUUUAGAAACUGCAUAUAAUAGAUAUCAUCAACUUCUUUGCAGACCUGACAGUAAUGAUUCAUUACACCAUUUAGAAGAAUUAUGGAGAACCAUGCAUUAUCCUCCUGAAAGCCAUAACAUUAUGUUAUUAUGUCGUUUAUUGGCGACAAUUGAACUAUCACCAUCUCCACAUACAGCUAAUCAAAUAGUUUCUAAUUUUUGUCACCGGACAGAAAAUGAAAAUGAAAAAUUAGUACAUAAAAUGCUAGGAGAAAAGUUUGCUGAACAGAUUGAACAACUUCGAUUUGGUGUUCUUAAAUCUAUGACCAUUAGAGAAUCUAGUCAAUGGUUAACACCAAGUGGUUUUAAAUCAUUAUUGGCUUUGAUUGGCACAAAUGGACAAGGUGUUGGUACAAGUGUUUUUCAACAAUGGUCAAAUAAUUGUAAAAAAAAUCUUCCUCCUGAUCAAAUAGAAUUAUUUGAACAGUUUGUAGAUAAUGCAUAUGAUGCUAUGGAGCAAGUUGUUGGAAUUGAUUUUUUGGAUAAUGAAGGUUCAGCUCUUUUUCAAGAACAUAGUUCAAUCAAUCAUAGCUGUUUUCCAAAUGCAGCCAGUGUAUUUAAUGGUGAUCAUGUAUUAAGAUUAAUUGCUAUAAGACCAAUUGAACCUGGUGAUGAAAUUAAUACUAGCUAUAUUGCUCCAUGUGAAUUAAUACAUAGUAGACAUACAAGACAAAAAUAUUUACAAGAAAAUUAUGUAUUUACUUGUCAAUGUAUUAAAUGCAAAGAACAAAUUAAUGAUCCUGAGGUAACAAGUGAUGAUGAUUCAGAAAUGGAGGAUAAUUAACAUUUAAGUAUAAUCAUAAUUUUUUAACAAUUAAUGAUUAUAAUAAAAUUGUCAUCGCUGA
Molecule: messenger RNA, 1977 nt
Organism: Sipha flava (yellow sugarcane aphid)
Lineage: Eukaryota; Metazoa; Arthropoda; Insecta; Hemiptera; Aphididae
Gene: Smyd5
Product: SET and MYND domain-containing protein 5
Exons: 10
Coding region: 768-1916 (382 amino acids)
Molecular function (GO): protein binding
Source: RefSeq, a predicted model, not a curated record